This is a messenger RNA of Daphnia carinata, 2045 nucleotides long. RefSeq lists its product as uncharacterized. Lineage: Eukaryota; Metazoa; Arthropoda; Branchiopoda; Diplostraca; Daphniidae. The transcript has 7 exons. Bases 42 to 1898 code for a protein of 618 amino acids. The record is from RefSeq and is a predicted model, not a curated record.
AAACAUUGGUAUUUUUGAGUUAGGUUGCAUUGCAAAGAGAAAUGGAUGAAAUAAUUUUGCCAGAUGAUAUUUUCCAUUACCUAACAACUUAUUUACCACUAGAAGAUUGUAUGUCUUUGUGCUUAUCUAGCGUUUUUGAAAGAUACGCUGAUUUUUAUGCGAGGAGAAGGAUCUGGAAGCUUUCGUGGUGCUCUUCUCUGAAGCCUGAUAUUUGCCAAACAUUUUUUUCCACAUGCCUGAAAUCUUCUAAUGUUCAUGUUCUUGAUUUUAGCCACUGUUUCUGGCUGCCAGAAGCUACGUUAUUGCAAAGUUGCUUGUCUCCAAAAUUAAGCUACCUAAAAGAAUUGAGUUUAUCUGAUACACAGCUAUCAUUGGCAUCCAUCAUCAUAUAUGUUCUGCCACAAUGCCAGAGUUUGACAAAGUUGUCUGCCAAUAUUCCUGAGCACACAUGGGAAGCUUUUCAUGGCAAACUUGAAGGAUGUGCUGACACUUACAAGGAGAAUUUUAAGAAGCUUACUCACAUAAAGUUUUAUGUGCUUCAUGGCAGCUCACCUUUAAUUUGGCUUCUUUUAUUUAAUGUUUUAGGAUGGUGCAAAGAUUGUGUUAAACUGCAUAUAAAGCUGAUUGAACAACCACGACAGAAUAACUGGGACCUUGCCUUGGAAGAUGUCGAAGCGUCCAGCAAUGCCGUAGUUUGCUUGGCCAAAGAGAAUCUCUAUGACGGUAUGAAAUGGAUGAUAUCAUUAAAAAGUAUCGUCGUACUCAAGACAUCAUCAGAUAGUUGUCUGAACGAUUUUUGUCGUUGGUUACUAUUCGAAUUAAAUCCACCUGGCUUGGAGAAAAUGUUUAUCCAAUCUGUUAAACACAUUGACGCCAAGUACAAACCGGGGCCUAUGCUAAAUUACUUUUACUUGGGCCGUUCUCCAGUGUCUCGUACAUUUUUCUCACAAAUGACGCAUCUGUUUGAAAUCAACAUUACGCGCAAUUUAAUUUUACCACGAUUACGGUUUUUCAGCGGAAAUUUCUCAUCAGUGUCGAUUUUAGACGAGUUUUGUCGGAAUCAUCCCCAACUGGAACAUGUACAUUUUACAAAUCGAGUGUUUGGCGGCAACAGACGAAAGAAGCCAAUCACCUUUCAAUGUCAAUGGGCGUUCCCCAAGUUACGAACGUUAGUCUUUGGCCGUAAGAGACCUCACCAUGAUGUAUUAAUCAAGUUUAUGGAUUCAUGCUCCAACUUAGAGGAGCUUCUGAUUGGCGAAUUUUUUGAUUAUGCGAUAUUAAUAUUCAACCGACGACCACCCGUUCGCGAUUCUUUUGAUUGCAUAGCGAAACAAAGGCACUUGAGGAAGUUGUCUCUCAAUAGUAUUGAAUUCGUUAAUGGCUCCUUUAUCGAAACGGUACUGGAAAAUUGCCAAAAAUUGGAAAUCCUUCAUCUUGCCGGACAGUUUUUCGAAGAUUCGGUGCCAUUUCAUGACGAUUUCUGCAAAUACCUUCCGUUAGGUAAACAUUUGCGAGAUCUUCGAAUCCAGAGAGAAGAAAUGGAAGAACCAAUCCUGAUGGAAUUGAUAUCAGCUGCCGGAUCAUGCCCAUCUCUAGAGCGCUUCAUGCUCUAUCAAUAUAGGGGACUUUGUGUUAAUAAUGAGUUGCAUUUAAUUUUACCAAAAUGCUUAAUGAAUCUGGUCAGUGUCCGACUACCGCGGCUGCUGGUUUUCUGCCUUAUUUAUCGUUUAGGACGUGAAACUUUUACAGCAAUUACGGAUGCAUUUCGGGAACAUAUUUUACCGAUGCGUCCAUCAUUUUGGUUUUAUCUUAACGAUACCCUACCUUCUGAAAUCAAUGUCCCACGCAUUCAUUUCGAGGGUAUUAUCGAGCCGGAUUCUAUUACCGUCUUUGGUUAGUCAAACAGGGAUUAAUGAUGAUCCCAGUGACCACACCCGAAUUUGAAGUUCAAUGGCUUUUUUUUUAAAAUGGUUGACGGACCACGAACCAGUUGUUGCUUCUGUUGCCAUUGGAAGAAGGACGAUGUCGAAUAAUAAUGUGAAGAC